Messenger RNA from Necator americanus (New World hookworm), 2868 nucleotides. RefSeq lists its product as uncharacterized. The coding region runs from base 1 to 2868 and encodes 955 amino acids. Gene Ontology annotation, cellular component: COPI vesicle coat; cytoplasm. Gene Ontology annotation, biological process: endoplasmic reticulum to Golgi vesicle-mediated transport; intracellular protein transport; intra-Golgi vesicle-mediated transport. NCBI's taxonomy places the organism in Eukaryota, Metazoa, Nematoda, Chromadorea, Rhabditida, Ancylostomatidae. The record is from RefSeq and is a predicted model, not a curated record. Gene Ontology annotation, molecular function: structural molecule activity. The transcript is spliced from 25 exons.
AUGAGUUCCGGAGAAUUACCUUGCUACACCCUAAUUCAUGUCCCUACAGAUGCAGACUUGUUCAAUGAAGCACAGCUAAAGGAGAAGUUCGAGAAAGGAACUGACAAGGAGAAGACAGACGCUCUGAAAAAGUUGAUCUACAUGAUCCAGAAUGGAGAGAAAGUUGGGCAAGGGAUUCUUAUGUAUGUGAUCAGAUUUCUGCUGCCGUCAGCUGACCACACAUUGAAAAAAACACUGUUAAUUUUCUGGGAAGUAGUGCCGAAGACGAAUGCGCAAGGAAAGCUACUUCAAGAGAUGAUUCUAGUGUGUGAUGCGUAUAGAAAAGAUCUCCAACAUCCGAACGAAUUUGUUCGCGGCUCAACCCUCAGGUUUUUGUGCAAAUUGAAAGAACCUGAACUUCUUGAGCCUUUGAUGCCUUCAAUCAUUGGAUGUCUUGAACAUCGUCACUCCUAUGUUCGUAGAAAUGCUGUAUGUGCAAUCUUCACUAUUUAUCGGAAUUUUGAGUUCUUGAUUCCUGAUGCGCCAGAGCUAGUGUCCAACUUUUUGGAAGGCGAACAAGAUGCAUCGUGUAAAAGAAACGCGUUCAUGAUGUUACUGCACGUUGAUCAAGCUCGUGCACUUGACUAUCUGUCAGGUUGCAUCGACCAGGUUGCUCAGUUCGGAGACAUUUUACAGCUCAUCAUCGUUGAAUUGAUCUACAAGGUGUGUCAUGCAAACCCUGCUGAGAGGUCGCGUUUUAUUCGCUGCGUGUAUAACUUGCUGCAAUCUUCUUCUGCUGCCGUCAGGUACGAGGCGGCUGGAACUCUUGUCACACUUUCUGCAGCUCCUGCUGCUGUAAAAGCUGCUGCUCAGGCAUAUAUAGACCUCAUUGUGAAAGAAAGCGAUAAUAAUGUUAAGCUUAUCGUUCUUGAUCGGCUUAUGGACCUCCGCCAAACUCCUUCGCACGAGAAGGUUCUGCAAGAAUUGGUCAUGGAUAUUCUAAGAGUGUUAUCUUCUCCUGGACUUGAUGUUCGUCAGAAAACACUGAAUCUCGCAUUGGAUCUGGUAUCCAGCAGAAACGUUGAAGAUAUGGUCAUGUUUUUGAAGAAGGAAAUUGCUAAGUCGACCUCUGAGCCUGCUGAAGAAGCGGGAAGAUAUCGACAAGCUCUUGUGAAAACUCUUCAUUCUGCGACAAUCAAGUUUCCUGAUGUUGCUCCAUCUAUCGUACCAGUUCUAAUGGAGUUUCUUUCCGACGAAAACGAAGUUGCAGCGCAGUACGUGUUACUCUUUGUUCGCGAAGCCGUUCAUAAGCUUCCCCAUUUAAAGGAAACUAUACUUCACUCUUUACAAGAAGGUCUUCCUUCCAUUCGCAAACCGAAAGUGUUCAUGGCAGCUUUAUGGAUUCUUGGAACGUAUUGUGACAGCGAUUCUUCUGCGUUAUCGGUUUUGCGUCUCAUAAAAUCUUCGCUGGGUGAGCUUCCAAUUGUGGAAAGCGAGAUACGGCUGUUGGAGGGCGACGAACCAACGCAGGAAGAGACGACUGGGAAGAAGUCCGAUGUCAAACGGCUUGUAACUGCAGACGGAACUUAUGCAACACAGUCGGCUCUUUCUGUCUCAGCCAAAGCUGUCAAUAAGGAAAAACCCCCUCUCAGGCAGUUCCUACUUGACGGUGAUUUCUUCCUUGGUGCAUCUCUUGCUACAGUGCUGAGCAAACUUGCCGAACACUUUACUAAGAACAAUGGAGUGGGAUCACAACGCGCUAAUCGUUUCCGUGGCGAAUGUAUGUUCAUCCUUGCGUCGAUAAUUAACCUCGGCAGAAGUGGUUUAGCAAAACAGAAUAUUACCGAAGAUGAUUUGGACAGAAUGGGAACAGCGAUCAAGUUACUGGCGCAAGGAUGUACAUAUCUUGAUGACAUUUUCAUCGAAAGGUGCAAGGAUAGCCUCGAGCUGAUGUUAGCGAGUCGUCAGCAAGAUAAAACCGAUGAAUUCUCUACAAAAAAGAAGAACGUCGUAGAGGUUGAUAAGACUAUUAUGUUUACGCAAUUAAGCGCACGAGCAGAUGCAAGCAUAGGUGAAAACCUGUUCGAUCUCUCUUUGUCCCAAGCUCUUGGAACAGCUCCGAAAACACAAAAGUUUGAUUUUUCGAGUUCAAAGCUGGGCAAAGUCAUUCAACUUGCUGGUUUCUCCGAUCCUAUCUAUGCAGAGGCAUAUGUCAGUGUCAACCAAUACGAUAUUGUGCUUGACAUGCUGAUUGUAAAUCAAACGGCUGACACAUUGCAAAACGUUUCGCUGGAAUUAUCUACUGUGGGAGAUUUGAAACUCGUUGAUAAGCCUACCCCAAUUACACUGGCUCCUGCGGACUUUGCCAACAUCAAGGCUACUGUAAAAGUCGCUUCAACUGAAAAUGGAGUGAUUUUCUCAACUAUCUCGUAUGACGUUCGCGGUUCAACUUCUGACAGAAAUUGCGUAUAUUUGCAAGACAUCAAAAUUGACAUAAUGGACUAUAUCGUACCUGGCAAUGUUAGUGAUGCCGAGUUCAGGCAGAUGUGGUUCGAUUUUGAAUGGGAGAACAAGGUGACCGUUAAUACUCCAAUAACCGACUUGCGAGAGUUUUUGCACUAUUUGUCUUCUGUCACGAAUAUGAAGGUUUUAACAGGCGAUGCUGCUAUAGAAGGCGACUGUGGUUUUUUGGCCGCCAAUUUAUGUGCUCACUCCAUAUUUGGUGAAGAUGCUCUAGCCAACGUUUCUAUCGAAAAGGCGUCUCCCUUCGACGAAGGAUCACCGAUAGUAGGACAUAUCCGGAUCCGAGCGAAGAGCCAAGGCAUGGCCCUCACCCUUGGUGACAAGAUUAAUAUUGCACAGCGAGAACGAAGGGCGGUGAUGGUGUGA